Guyanagaster necrorhizus is the source of this 1352-nucleotide messenger RNA. RefSeq names its product transcription elongation factor. The record is from RefSeq and is a predicted model, not a curated record. Gene Ontology annotation, molecular function: RNA polymerase II transcription regulatory region sequence-specific DNA binding; zinc ion binding. Gene Ontology annotation, cellular component: nucleus. The transcript is spliced from 10 exons. Lineage: Eukaryota; Fungi; Basidiomycota; Agaricomycetes; Agaricales; Physalacriaceae. Gene Ontology annotation, biological process: transcription antitermination; regulation of mRNA 3'-end processing; transcription elongation by RNA polymerase I. Bases 135 to 1037 code for a protein of 300 amino acids.
AUUACGUUCUCUCCCUCUUUCGAUAGGACAGCGAUAAGGAAAUUGCUGUUGACUUCCUGGAGAUAGUCUGUAUUCGUUUUGUAACAGUGUAUCCGGGUGUACGUCGUACAACUAUAGUAGGAGAGGCAUAUACGAUGUCGCAAGUCCUAGAGUUAAAGAAACACGCCAAGCAGCUUCAAAGCAGUGGCGCUUCUGAAAAGGAGCUGACAACUAUACUACACAUACUUAAGAAAGACUACCAAGUAAAUGAAGCAGUCCUUAGGGAGAGCCGAGUAGGUCUAGCUGUAGGCAAGCUCCGAACGCAUGCGUCGAAGGAUGUCUCCGACCUGGCGAAAGACAUCGUGAAGAAGUGGAAGAACGACGUGGAGAAGGCGAAGCAGAGCCAUCAAAGUGGAGGGUCGAGCAAGCCGGUGCAGAAUGGAAAACCAGCCCCGGGCAGGAAGGCUUCAGUGGCUUCAGAUGGCAAGCCGACGAUGCAGACAGCGGCCAAGGCGGCCACGAGGUCGGCCAAGACGGACGGCUUCUCAGAUAACAGUCUGACGGGGGAUUCGACAAGGAACAAGUGCAUCGCACUCAUCUACGACUCUCUGGCGUUCGACUCGGAUGCUCCCAGCGACCUGAUCCUUAGACGAGCUCAAGCAGUUGAAAAGGAAGUCUAUAAUCUCUUUUUUGGAAAUUCCAACACCGAAUACAGGGGCAAAAUACGUUCUCUAUUCGUCAAUUUGAAGGACAAGAGCAAUCCCUCGCUGAGGGAAGGUGUUAUUAGUGGCGACGUACCCGCUGAGAAGCUGGCCACAAUGACCAGCGAGGAAAUGGCAUCCGAGGAAAGAAAAGCUGCUGACAGCAAGAUUAGAGAUCAAAACCUAUUCCAGUCCCUUAGCGCCGAAGAACAGCAGGCGGAGACAGAAGCGUUCCAAUGCGGACGAUGCAAACAGCGGAAAUGUCGCUAUCGUCAAGCACAGACGCGGAGCGCCGACGAACCGAUGACUACCUUCGUAACAUGUGUCAACUGUGGGAAUAGAUGGAAAUUUUCAUAAACAGCGCAUUAUAUUUUUGUCGCUAUCAAUCCCUUCCGUAUGCCGUACAUUCCGUCAGCUCUUAGUUUUAUAGUAUCGUGAACCCAAAAGUAAUGACUCUUGUAUGAUCACCUUUCACUCCAGUAUACCACAUUCAUCUUCUUCCAUUAUUUUCGUCAUUGUAUAUCGAUUUCAUGGUAUUGGGCUUGGUCAAAUGGGAAUUCUUUUGAUGCCAGCAACUGUUCCCCGCUACUUUCCUGUCCUAUCUUUGGUACCACUGACAUCUUUCAUCGCCGUCAUAUUCUUUCGUUCUAAAGUUCGAAAUGAAGGGGUGGA